UAGCUUCCGGUUAUACGGUGACUUGCGCAUGGAGAGCAAACAGAAAUGUCACCUGUGCUGAUGUAUUCGCAAGAGCUAAAGAUGGAUAUAUAGAAGAAAUAUUUAUUUGUUUCUAAGAUGAAACAGGAAUUACUACAGACAAGAACAAUUUGAAAGUGGAUGUGAUUAAUCAGACUUCAAUAUGAGGACUCCAUACUUAGCCAUAGGUUUUAUAUUCAUCACAAUAUGUACAUCUUAUGCUCAAGGACUCAUAGAUAUCUGCAAAACAAACUACAUAACUCUGCCAUUUCCUCAAGAGCAAGGCAUUGUGGGAGUGACAAGUGGCACUGGACCGACAGAAAAUGGUCCGUGUCUCCUACGCAUUAAAGGGUGCUCACAGUGCCAUAUCUCAAUACAUCCCAUUAAUGACUGGUACCUGCCGUGUUCCACAUCAGUCCCCCGCUCACUAAAAGAGUGCACACCAGACUGUUCCUACCUGUUUGUGUUUGACAGUUCCUACCUUAAUGAUUCUGUUAAGUUUUACAAUCAACACAGUGGAUGGGUUGGGGGCCAGUUUAAGUCCGUUUCCAGUGCAAUAUUCGUGGGACUGUGUUCUCAGCAAGCUCCGCCCAAUAUUUCCUUACAGUUCAAUGUUAUUCCCAAUAAUCAGAUUCUGACAGAUAGGACUGGGUACAUGCGCUCUCCUAACUUUCCCAGCGGCUACCUCCAGAAUGGGGACCAGUAUACCUGGAUUAUUAGAAAUCCAGAGUAUUCCAAAAUCCUGGUGAUAUUUGAUGACUGGCAUAUAUCGCCCUACAGUGAAGUGUUUAUAACUGUGUUGAAGACAUGGAAGUUCAGCUGCAUUAUUGUUGUUCAUAACUGCAUUUUAAAAAAGAAAUUAUUUAGAGGAUUUCUAUCUUGUGCAGUUGGUCAUGGUGAUCAGAAAGUGGAAGUUCGAGAUGGAUUGACCUCUGAUAGCCAACUCAAGGACACAGUUUAUCCCAACAGGGUGUACAAAAGCUUCAAUGACACAAACAAGGGUUUCUACAUCCGCUACACUGGGACGCUUAGACCGAUGGACAACCUUAAGAUCGUGUACACCUCCUACAGAGACCGUGGACCCACUGACUGCAGCAGAAUGGGAAUGUUUUACUGUAACAAUCGCAGAUGUAUUCCUUCUGAGCUUGAGUGUGAUAGAUAUAACCAUUGCGGGGAUAAUUCUGAUGAAAUCAACCCCAAAUGUUUAGGUGGAGGAUCCGGUUAUUCUCGGAGCACUAACUACACGAUGACGGUCAGUGUCAUCGUUCCACUGGUCAUCUCUGUUUUCCUUCUUGUCAUCUUGUGCGUUCUCUUCUUCCUCAUAAGACGAUGUCACAUUGCACGAGCGCGGGAGAUGGACCGAGAUGCAGGAAUCCCCACAAUCAGUGGAGGAAUAAGUAAUAGAAGAGGUCGUAGAGGAAGACAGCCUCAGAGACCUGUGGAUUUCCCUCCCACCUAUGAGGAGGCACUGGAAAGUCCCCCAUAUGAAGAACCUCCACUGGAAUAUGAAAAUGGAGUACUGAAACCACCCACGUACCAUGAGGCGGUGGGACAGGUGGUGGAGGCACCACCAGAGGAUAACAUGGAGGAGGACUAUCCACCACCAGAAUUCAGCACCAUAGACCGUCAACCUCCAAGCUUUGAGUCCCAUACAUCUAACGCUUCUCCUGCAGAGAGUGGUGAAAUAAGACCUGUUAAUCAUACAUACAGUAUGUCUUACAGCUCAGAGUCAUCCACGGACAUACCUCUGAACCGAUCUGUACCAAAAGUUCAUGGUCCCUCUUAUAGUGAGGUACCUCAUCAGGGGUCCAGAACCUCAGACAGGGAGAGGAGUGAGCAAGAGUAUAGAGAAAGGGUACCCAGUGGAUCAAAAGAUGGAAGACAAUUAGAAAGAAGAAACUUUCAUCCUCAGAAACAAAAUAGUGAAAAUGAUGUGAGAGAAAAUUCAGAGAGAAAGCCUUAUGAAAAUCAUUCAGAUGUAACACAGUCUAGGAAAGGAACACCUUUGCUCAUGCAGGGACUAGAGCCUGGGAGAAAGGGAGAUAUAAGUUCCACUGCAAGAUGGAAUAUGUCGGGCAGUCCAUCAAGACAGAAUCCUAACCAAUAUUCAGAUUCUCCCAAAAAUCAUCCUCAUUUCAAGGAAGACAAAUAUCACAAGAAUGAAGAUCUGAGGGAAAGAAAACAAACAAGGUCAAAAGAGGAUCGGAAAAACAGAGCAUCGGACAGCAGCUCCAAGGAUUUGCUUUUCAGUGAGGAUCACUUCACAGAUAGAGAGCAUAGGGGUGUAUUGAAUCAAGGUUUUAGAGAUUCUGAAGAUCGGUCAAGAGAAUCACCACCAAGGACAAACUCAGCCAGCCUGUCCAAUUUGCAUCCUAUAGAGAGAUGGACAGAAGACAGAAGAGGGAUGGCUACAUCAUUACAGCAUCUACCCACUACACACUGUGUUGCCUCUAGGAGCAGCCUUACUCUGGGAAGUUCAGACCAUCCCAUUGGAGGAUUGGCAGGCUGUCAAUCAAACAUUAGGCAGGAGGAGGGAAUGAGCAAGCCACGCCCCCUAGAGAAGGACCGCCCAAUAUCCCUCUCUGUGGGAAAUCUACCCAAUCGCUCUCAUCUGAAUCCAGAGAAAACAAGGAAUCAAAGGUCACCUGAGAGUUCAUACAGAAGGUCGCUAGGAGACCUGAACCAACGUCUGAACAAUCAAGUAAGCAGACGACAAACUCAAUCUCAUGGUGACUUGUCUAAUAUUCAGGAGGAAAGACAUAUUUCUUUGGCCUGUGACAGUGAAGAUGUUUUUGUCUGAAUACUUCAAAAAUGUAAAUUUGACUUUAUUUUGAAGCAUGUAUUACAAGCAUGUGUAUUAUGAAUUCAGUUUUUGUACAUGUAUAUGUAUCCAAGAAUCUUCAGGUUUUAUGUUUAAUUUUCAAAUUAAUUUUACUGGUGUUGUCAAAUCAGAUGAUUUUUAGUAACUGGUUAGGCACUUACUUUUCAGAUUGAGUACCUAAUUAUUGGUCUCUUAACAUUCUUCCUGGAAA
Molecule: messenger RNA, 3050 nt
Organism: Saccostrea cuccullata (small rock oyster)
Lineage: Eukaryota; Metazoa; Mollusca; Bivalvia; Ostreida; Ostreidae
Exons: 12
Coding region: 182-2818 (878 amino acids)
Molecular function (GO): protein binding
Source: RefSeq, a predicted model, not a curated record